UUUUUGAUUUACUUCUUUGAUUCAAAUAAUUACUAUUACUUAUAUAUAAUAUAUUAUAUUCUGUUAUCUCAUAUAUAUAUAUACAACUCAUCCUAACAGAUAUAUAAUCUCAAUUGACUAACACAUACUUCAAUUGACCUCUUUUUUUGCAUUUUAUACCAUUCCACACGACCUUCAUAAUAUUUUUUUUUAGUGACAUCAAAAACUAGAAAACACCCAAACUACCAAAACUUUUCAAUCAGUUAACUACUACUACUACUUUACUAUCAAUUGAUACUUAAAUUACACUUUUCAAUGUCAUUAAGAACUUUGGGAUUAAACUCCACUGUCAAAAGCUUAUUCGCAAGACAAGCAGAUUUAACUAGAACUGUCUCUACUGUUUUAGAAUUCAAAAAUGACGCUACAAUCGAUGAAUCCACCAUUGAAAAUAUCAUGACUAGAUCAGAUAAAGAAUUAGGUGGAUAUUCCACUGUUAAUUUCACCCUUGAUCCAGAAGAACAUGUGGGUCAUUUCCAUGGAUAUUUAAGUUUGGAUUUACCAAAGGAUAAUCCUGAAGUUACUAGAUCUGGGUAUGCUAUGUUUAGAACUAAAGAUCAAAAGGAAUCUUGGAUUAGUGGUAAUUCAUAUUGGGAUUGGUCAAGUUAUAAUUCAUUAGUGUUAAGAGUUAAAGGUGAUAGAAGAAAAUAUUUAGUUAAUAUUCAAGCCAAUACUCCAUUAGUUACUGAUUUAUUUCAACAUCGAUUAUUUUUACAUCAUCCUGGUCAAUGGGAAACUGUCGUUAUACCAUUAAAUGAUUUUGUCAUGACUAAUUGGGGAAUAAUUCAAGAUGGAUCUGAAAUUAAUAAAUCAGAAGUUAAAACCAUUGGUAUUGGGUUAUUAGAUAAACAAUAUGGACCAUAUUCUUUAAAAAUUGAUUGGAUUAAAGUUAUGACUGGUGCUGAAGUAGUUAAAGAAACUACUGAAGCAAGAUCAACUUUAAUGCAUCAAGAUAGAUUAGAAAAAGGAGGUAUUGAAAAUGAUCCAAUCACUCAUCCAAUUGGAGGAGCUGCCAUUCGUGGUUCUACCACCGUUGAAGAAUCAAAAGAUACCGUGUUUUAAUCAUUCCAAUUUAAGAGAGAGAAUUACCGGUAUAAUUCUCCAUUAUCAUCAAACACAAUAACACAAACACUUUUUUAAUUCGUUUAAUUUCGUUUCGUCUUUACUUACACAGGUUAAUUGAUCAAAGGAUUGAUACUGGUUUAUCAAACAAGGUUAAUUUCAAUCAGGCGGUGUGGGUUACUUAUUUAUUAUUACUACUACUAUUAUUAUUAUUUUGUUAUUAUUACUUUAUACUCGUUAUAUGAAUUGAUAAAAAGUGAAAAAUGUUAUAAAAAAAUAUACUCUUCUAUACAUAAAAUAAUAUAAAAAACAUGAAAAAGCUCCAAAAAAAGUAAAUAAAAAUGAAUAUACAUUAUAUUUUC
Molecule: messenger RNA, 1460 nt
Organism: Scheffersomyces coipomensis
Lineage: Eukaryota; Fungi; Ascomycota; Pichiomycetes; Serinales; Debaryomycetaceae
Exons: 1
Coding region: 295-1098 (267 amino acids)
Biological process (GO): NADH dehydrogenase complex assembly; mitochondrial electron transport, NADH to ubiquinone
Cellular component (GO): mitochondrion
Source: RefSeq, a predicted model, not a curated record